Meleagris gallopavo (turkey) is the source of this 3227-nucleotide messenger RNA. NCBI's taxonomy places the organism in Eukaryota, Metazoa, Chordata, Aves, Galliformes, Phasianidae. The record is from RefSeq and is a predicted model, not a curated record.
UGGGUGCAUCCAGCCAGCUCCAUUUAGCACAUUGUAGUAACAGUAGCUGAGAUCCCAAAUCCAGACAAGGCAAUGCACAGCUGUGCUCUAAACUAAUUUCAUUUAAUUUUGGUAUUCCCUCACGACUCUGAAGUGGCUAGCAUAGGCAUGGGCUAUAAAGCAAGGGAACUGUAGCACUGACCAGGAGGCAACCCUGACACCUCAUGCAGGGCCACUCACCACCUGUGAUGUUGGGCACUUCUGAACAAGAAUAUGGAAGUUGCACACAAGCACAAAACUGGCAGGAAGGAUUAACUUAUCCUACUGAAAGCUGCACUGCCAAGGUGGCACCAGAGUCUGAAAUGCCUAUUUCUUUUCCAGCCCCACAGUCUGAUUGCUAAAUAUAGCUAUCUACACAGCCAAAUAUUUAAAGCAAAAAAGCAGCCAGUAAACAUGAAGCAGUCUUCCCACCCAAGACAGUUUGUGGUUAAUAGAUGUUCUUAGCGACUCCAAACUGUCAUAAUCACUCUAAGCAGCAGAAACUGUAAAUGACAAAGCAAGUUUAGCUUCCUCUGUAUCAGAGAAUUCCUCUGUGGUAACGAAGCUCUAAGAUACAUUCUCCUCUCUAUGCCAUACAUCACUUUCUACUGCAGGAUGGGAAGUUUUCCAGCCCUGCUGCUCCUGCUGGUGCUACCAGGUAAGGCUUUGAAUCACUCUGAGGAGCAGGGUGCUCUCAGUGCUGCUGUACACACUGCGCGCUGUUAUUUGCUUGAACACUUUUUAUUCAGGCCAUUUAUGGCCAGGCAAAGAAUAGGAUUGCCAGAUGUCAACAAGAGGAGAUGUUCAGCCUGAAAUGUGUUUAUUUUAUUUACAUAAGCCUAGGUUUUCUCAGUCUGAAAUCACCCAGCAUAUGGGGAGGGAAAUCUGUGUUUGUUAUUUUCUCCUGAAACAUGAUGGAUGAGGUAUUGUGAGCAAUGUGAGACAGGCUAGCUGCUGUUUGCUUUCUUACAGCCUGUGAAUACUGAGUCCACAGAGAGGAACAAUGUGAAUAACAAUGGAAAAAGGGUAGUGGCACCAAGGCUGGGUAUGGAUGUUUCUUUAUGCAAACCUGCAGAGACAGAUAACUCUUCUCACAGUCCCAGAGGUAUCAGGAGUGUGAUGCAAGAAAAAGUGGCACAGGAAGCUGUGAUUACUUCUGGCAUCAAUUUUCUUCUUCCUUUCAAAGGAUCACACAUGGCAGGAGAGGACACGCAAGUGUUUCUGCAAGUACAAGGAGAGUCCUUCAGAGCUAACUGCUCAUAUGACGUGCACAAGCACUCACAUGAGAAGAAAUUCUGGUGCAAGGAACAAUCAGAAAAAUACUGUCCAGACUUAUCCUUGAGCUUCCCUUCAGAAGAAAGGAUUGGUCCUAGCCGUGCACUGUACCAUCCAGCUGAGCUGAGAGACUCUGGAGGCGGCUGGUUUUCUGUAAUCAUGACAGCACUUCGAAAAGAGGAUUCUGGCACAUAUCAGUGUGGAGUUUGGGUUGAAAUGAAGCAAGUUUUGCUGCAAAGAAUACAGAUGGUGGUUUCACCUAAGGAACCUGUAACAGUAUUUGCCAAAAAAGGGAAAUCUCUGUUCCUCCACUGCUCCUAUUCUGUGACAAUCAACAUCGGAGAACUUCAGCAUUUUAUUUGGUGCAAAAUGGUGUCCCAAAUUACUUGUCAGCCUGUUAUCAGAGGUAACGCUGAUCAAAGUAUUGUUAAAGCAGGGAGGACUGAAAUGAUGAAUGACUUCUCAUGGAAAAUGAUUAGAAUGUGGCUGAAAAAGCUAGAACUUAAUGACUCAGGAGAGUAUCGUCUUGCGAGCCAUGUCCAGGGGAGAAACAAACUACUGAGGAGGAUUGUGCUGAAAGUUUUGGGGGAAAAAUGGAAUAUGGAUGCCAGCCCCACAGACAACAGCAGAAAGGACCAGAGGACUCCUUAUGCUGUCGUGGUGCUGAUUUCCUUACUGACUACAGCUGCCCUGAUCGCUACUGUUACACUCAUCAUCAGCUACAUGGGGAAGAAAAGGGCAGGAAAAGAGAUGGACUUUGACAGACAUCCUGCUUUCAGAAAGGGAGUGCUACAGGAAGGAAGAGAAAAAUCAAGUAAAAUGUCAGAUGGGGACCACAAUGAGAGUACAAUAUAUGCUGCAAUAAGGCACCAACCUCAACCCAAACCUGAAGAUGUUAUGUAUGUCAACAUACAGCCUUCACCAAAAGUUUUCUUCCUUCAGGAACCACCAGAGAGCUCACAUCCCUCAGGGCCUGUGGAAUAUGCUACCCUUAUCUUCAAGGACACAACUCCACAAUCUGAAAUUGAAGAGAGAAUAACAGGUCCACUGAAAGAAAGCAGCACAAAGCCUUCAGCUUAUUGAUGGAACGCUGCUGAACUGAGCUCAGAAACAACCCGCUUGUAACCAAUUGCUGGAGAUGUGUACACACAGGAUUGCUGAAAGGAUGAGAUACAUGGAUGCACAAAUCUUCCCUGAAAAACAACCAAACUUUCCUAACAGCAUAGCAGCACAACUCAGCUAUCAUGAACAAACACUGUGAAAGGCUGUGGCAUGUGAGCAACUAUAAGCCCAACUUCAGGAAACAGGCUGUCUGCGAUAGCAGCAGAUCCAGUGCCACAGCCAGCAAUGGGAGAGAGAUAUGGGAGCACAGCACUUCCGUUUGGACUUCUAACUCACUUAAAUAUCUGCACGUGAAAUGUUAAUUACUGCCCACUGAUUAGGACCAAAACAGCACAGUGGUAAAGUACCUGGUGAAUUUUAGCACAGAGUUGUUUUGUGUAGUUCAGAGAGACAAGUAAUGCUCUCAGUGUUUCACCAAACCAGGGCUUUGCUGAAUAGUAUUUGUCCACAUAAAAUGUCUUCAGUCUGAACAUAAAGUUGCAGAAUUCAGACUGUAUGUAUAACUUUGGGCUUCCUUGCCUUUCCUGCUUGUUUAUUAGUGCCACACCCACGCUACAGUAUAACUCUGUCUUGGCUCUGUUAUAAAUUUCACUCAUUCUGAUCAAACUACCGAAUCCUGUUAUCGUGGUGAUAAACACAAACACUCCUAGGAAUUACGGAUAACUCCUAAAAUAAAGCUGACUAAGAUUCUCACCUUUACUCUCUGAGUUGGAUCCACAGCUGCUGAACAUGAUACAGAAAUGGGUUUUGUUUUUUUUUAUACUACAACUAGAAGAAAAGGAACGUGAAAAGGCACAGUCAUCAAUUAAUCA